Messenger RNA from Bactrocera latifrons, 484 nucleotides. RefSeq names its product prothoracicotropic hormone. Gene Ontology annotation, molecular function: prothoracicotrophic hormone activity; cytokine activity. Gene Ontology annotation, cellular component: extracellular region. The coding region runs from base 11 to 484 and encodes 157 amino acids. The transcript has 2 exons. NCBI's taxonomy places the organism in Eukaryota, Metazoa, Arthropoda, Insecta, Diptera, Tephritidae. The record is from RefSeq and is a predicted model, not a curated record.
UCAAAACCAGAUGCAGACACCGCCUGAUGGACGGAGCAAUGAGCAUACGCUCAGCAAAGACAAGUCCUCUUUAACUGGUAGCAAGUUUCCUCACGCUUUGCCUGUUUCUCACUUUGCAGAGUUUUACCAAGAUUUGCUGAUUGAUACGAGCAAAAUAGACGCUAAGAGGGCCGGUACUGCUCCGGUAAUUGGCUGUGAUUGUAAAGUUAAGAUCGAUCUCUUGGACUUGGGUCAACAGCACUAUCCACGCUAUCUCAUGAAUGCAGUUUGUCAAAAUAGCCAAUCACCUAAUCAAUAUCCGCAGAAAUGUUGGCGCGGUUCCUACUGCAAGCCAUUGGAGUACAAAGUCAAAGUACUCACACCACGCUCCUUAUUGGAACCGACACAAAACGAUCCGGCGUUGGCUUGGUUACCCGAUGAAUUGCGACAAGAGUGGAAAUUCAAGACAGUCACUGUGGCGGCUGGUUGUUUUUGUUCAUACUGA